Molecule: messenger RNA, 621 nt
Organism: Micromonas commoda
Lineage: Eukaryota; Viridiplantae; Chlorophyta; Mamiellophyceae; Mamiellales; Mamiellaceae
Exons: 1
Coding region: 1-621 (206 amino acids)
Biological process (GO): translation
Cellular component (GO): ribosome; mitochondrion
Molecular function (GO): structural constituent of ribosome; RNA binding
Source: RefSeq, a predicted model, not a curated record
AUGUCGCCCCUGAGCGGCUACCAGAUGUGGAAGGCGGGCCAGGCCAAGGCCCGUCACAAGGUCAAGAACUGGGCCGCGCGCAUCCUCACCAAGCAGGCGCGAAAGGUCCAGAACCACCUGAUCGAGCGCUGGCGCAUAUACCGCGGCGAUCAGGUCAUGGUGGUGGCGGGGAAGGAUAAGGGGCAGGUCGGGACGGUGUCCAAGGUGUACCGCAAGGAGAAUCGCUUACUGGUGGAGGGGCUGAACCUGGUGAAGAAGCACGUGAAGCGAUCGGGGGAUAACCCCGGCGGGAUCAUCACGAUGGAGGCGCCCAUCCACUACUCAAACGUCAACCUGGUGGACCCGGUCACCGGCGCGUCGGUGCGAGCCCGGACGCGGUUCCUGGACGACGGCACCAAGGUGAGGUACACCGUGGGACGGAACGCGAGCGGGAGCAUCGUCCCCAAGCCCGACGUCGCGGCGGGACGGACCAAGCCGAGGAAGACGGACGUCGGGUCGCGGGACACGGGUUGGGAACACGCGACGGCGAAUACGUACGCGCCAGCGCCGGAGAGCCGGGGGUUCUUCGGAAGCGGUAGCGCCGCGGCCGCGCGGUCGUUCGCCUCCAGCGCGCUGCGCUAA